CAUUGAAGAUAAAGAUUGUAUGGUUGCACAAAAGUUAAAAAAAAAGAAGAAGAAAGAUUCGUUUGUCUCAGAUCCACUACAACGUGUAAUGUAUGCACAUGAGGAGUCUUAUCGCUUCACUGUAACGCCUUCAAAAACCACUUUCGUUUGUUAGAAAAAAUCGAUUAGAUUGAUAAAUUAUUUCUCGAAAUGAAAAUGGAGCUCAUCUUCAUACCAUCACCUGGUGAAGGACACAUCCGGCCACUAGUGGAAGUGGCUAAGCUUCUUGUCGACCGCGAUGAUCAUCUCUCCAUCACCAUCCUCAUCAUCCCUCAGAUGCUUGGCUUCAGUAGCGGCUCUGCCUCUUACAUCUCUUCUCUCUCCUCCGCGUCUGAGGACCGCCUUCGCUAUCACGUUCUCUCCGUAGCCGAUCAACCAAACUCCGAUGAUUCCAAACCAAAUUUUCUCGCCUACAUCGAUAGCUUCGGGCCAGAGGUGAUAGCCACCUCAAAAAAACUUAUUGACCCCGCUCAACUUGCUGGAUUCGUGGUGGAUAUGUUCUGCACGAGUAUGAUUGAUGCCGCGAACGAGUUAGGCGUUCCGAGUUACAUGUUCUUCACUUCCAACGCCACGUUUCUUGGAUUGCAAGUUCAUAUUCAGUACCUUAACGACGUUAAGAACUAUGACGUCAGUGAUUUGAAGGACUCGGACACCACUGAGUUAGAGAUCCCAACUUUGACUCGUCCUUUACCGGUUAAGUGUUUCCCCUCCGUGAUGCUCAACAAAGAGUGGUUACAUAAAAUAUUUAGCCAAACCAGAAGAUUCAAAGACACUAAGGGAAUUUUGGUAAAUACGUUCGCAGAGCUUGAGCCUAAAGCUAUGAAGUAUUUCUCCGGUGGAGAUCAUUCUCUUCCUCCGGUGUACACAGUUGGACCGGUUAUGAAUCUUAAAAUCAACAGUCCAACUUCCGCAGAUGAUAAGCAAUCGGAGAUCUUACAGUGGCUCGACGAGCAGCCAUGUAAAUCUGUUGUGUUCCUCUGUUUUGGAAGCAUGGGUAGUUUCCGUGAGGACCAAGCUAGGGAAAUCGCAAUCGCGCUUGAGCGAAGUGGUCACCGAUUUGUCUGGUCUCUUCGUCGUGCUCAGCCACCGGGAACAAUGGGACCUCCCGAAGAAUUCACGAAUCUUGAGGAGAUUCUCCCGGAGGGAUUCUUAGAACGCACGGCAGAGAUAGGUAAGAUUAUAGGUUGGGCACCACAGAGCGCCAUACUUGCAAAACCUGCGGUCGGAGGAUUCGUGUCGCACUGUGGAUGGAACUCGACACUAGAGAGUCUUUGGUUCGGAAUUCCAAUAGCCACGUGGCCUCUUUACGCUGAGCAACAAGUUAACGCGUUCGAGAUGGUUGAUGAGUUAGGUCUAGCUGUGGAGAUCCGAAAUAGUUUCCGGUUGGGUUUUAUGGCGGUGGAGUCGGAGUUGAUGACGGCGGAGGAGAUAGAGAGCGGAAUCAAUUGUUUGAUGGAGCAGGAUAGUGACGUGAGGAAUAGAGUGAAGGAGAUUAGUGAGAAGAGCCACGUUGCAUUAAUGGACGGUGGAUCUUCGCAUGUUGCUCUUCUAAAGUUCAUUCAAGACGUCACUAAGAAUAUCUCUUGAAUCUUUACAGAAUAUUAUCCUAUCUCCAUGAUUCAUUGGCUAUGGUUAAGUUACCCAUUUCGUCAAGUAAAAAUCUUAAGUAACGCUAGUGUUUUUGUCUCUUAUAAAAACGUAUAUGUUUGAGAUUAUUGGAUAAGAUGUUAUAAUUAUACGAGAAAUACCCUAAACUAGCACCAUUUUAGGUUUUUGUUCCAAAACUAGCACAAACAUUCAGAUUUUCCAAAAGUAGCAUUUUUAUUAUAUUAAUUAUAUUUCGAAAAUUAAUUAGUAAAUAUUUUUUUGUUCUUUGUCUUCUUCGUCUCUAUCUUCUCAUGGCAUCGUCUUCCUCCAUCAAUCGUCAUCUCCAGCAUCUCCACCAAUCAUCGUCUUCCUCCAUCAAUCGUCAUCUCCAUCAUCUCCACCAAUCAUCGUCUUUGGCAUCGUAUUCAUCCAUCAAUCGUCUUCUCCAUUUUAAUAGGUAAUGAAUGAAAUUAAACACACCUCAAUAUCUCUUUUACUUGUCACUCCAAAUUAUGUUAUCAAAAUUAAAAGCAAAACAAAUCUGAUUCGAUGAUUCAAUGAUAAUGGAA
Camelina sativa (false flax) is the source of this 2195-nucleotide messenger RNA. Its product is annotated as UDP-glycosyltransferase 71B2-like. The record is from RefSeq and is a predicted model, not a curated record. Lineage: Eukaryota; Viridiplantae; Streptophyta; Magnoliopsida; Brassicales; Brassicaceae. Gene Ontology annotation, molecular function: UDP-glucosyltransferase activity.